CAGGGGUGGGACUGAAGAAGAAGGCUAACUUGACAGCAGCGCUUCUUUCUUAGCUAGUCACCGGCCCCUGCCCAAGAAUGCUUGUGUGUGUGUAGCCUCCGCAGAGGUGGUUCUCCCGGAGUCCCGAGGGGCCGCCUGAGCUUCCGAGAACCAGGGAGGAGCCGUUCCAGCCAUGAGCCCCUUCGGGAAUCUGCCGGGGGGCAAGUGGCCCAGAGUCCUCAUGCCCCUCCGGCUGCUCCAGAGGGAGAGGUGAGCGCCGGAGAAGCCAGCCUGCAGCCAGAGGUGCCGGGAGCCCCGGGCCUGUCAUGGUGGCCGUCUGCAGCCAGCCUGAGGCACUCCCGGACGGGUUUGCAGUUGAGCUUGUGUAUCUGGUGUGUGAAGAAGAUGGGGAGUUACUUGUCCAUCCCGGCUUACUUCACCUCCAGAGACCCCUUUCGGUGUUCAGAAUGCCAGGAGCCCCUCACCAGCUGGUGCUAUGAGAAGGAUGGGAAGCUGUACUGCCACAAGGAUUACUGGGGGAAGUUUGGGGAGUUCUGCCAUGGCUGCUCUCUGCUGAUGACAGGGCCCGUCAUGGUGGCCGGGGAAUUCAAGUACCACCCAGAGUGCUUUGCCUGUAUGAGCUGCAAGGUGAUCAUCGAGGAUGGGGACGCAUAUGCCCUGGUGCAGCACGCCACCCUCUACUGUGGGAAGUGCCACAACGAGCUGGUGCUGGCCCCCAUGUUUGAGAGGCUCUCCACGGAGUCUGUUCAGGACCAGCUGCCCUAUUCAGUCACCCACAUCUCCAUGCCAGCCACCCCCGAGGGCCGGCGGGGCUUCUCUGUGUCUGUGGAGAGUGCCUGCGCCAACUAUGCCACCACUGUGCAAGUAAAAGAGGUCAACCGGAUGCACAUCAGUCCCAACAACCGCAAUGCCAUCCACCCGGGGGACCGCAUCCUGGAGAUCAAUGGGACCCCCGUCCGCACACUCCGAGUGGAGGAGGUAGAGGAUGCGAUUAGCCAGACGAGCCAGACGCUUCAGCUCUUGAUCGAACAUGAUCCCGUCUCCCAGCGCCUGGACCAGAUGCGGCUGGAUGCACGGCUCUCUCCCCACAUGCAGAAUACUGGACAGUCCCACACCCUCAGCACCCUGGACACCAAGGAGAAUCUGGAAGGGACACUGAGGAGACGCUCCCUGAGGCGUAGUAACAGCAUUUCCAAGUCCCCCGGCCCCAGCUCCCCAAAGGAGCCCCUGCUGUUCAGCCGAGACAUCAGCCGCUCAGAAUCCCUCCGUUGUUCCAGCAGCUACUCCCAGCAAAUCUUCCGGCCCUGUGACCUGAUCCACGGGGAGGUCCUGGGCAAAGGCUUCUUUGGGCAGGCCAUCAAGGUGACACACAAAGCCACAGGCAAAGUGAUGGUCAUGAAGGAAUUAAUUCGGUGUGACGAGGAAACACAGAAGACUUUUCUGACUGAGGUAAAGGUGAUGCGCAGCCUGGACCACCCCAACGUGCUCAAGUUCAUCGGCGUGCUGUAUAAGGACAAGAAGCUGAACCUGUUAACAGAGUACAUUGAGGGGGGCACGCUGAAGGACUUUGUACGCAGUGUGGACCCGUUCCCCUGGCAGCAGAAGGUCAGGUUUGCCAAAGGCAUCGCCUCUGGAAUGGCUUAUUUGCACUCCAUGUGCAUCAUCCAUCGGGACCUGAACUCACACAACUGCCUCAUCAAGCUGGACAAGACCGUGGUGGUGGCAGACUUUGGACUGUCACGGCUCAUAGUCGAAGAGAGGAAAAAGCCCCCAGUGGAGAAGGCCACCACCAAGAAACGUACCCUGCGUAAGAAUGACCGCAAGAAGCGCUACACUGUGGUGGGAAACCCCUACUGGAUGGCCCCUGAGAUGCUGAACGGAAAGAGCUACGAUGAGACGGUGGAUGUCUUCUCUUUUGGGAUCGUUCUCUGUGAGAUCAUUGGGCAGGUGUAUGCAGAUCCUGAUUGCCUGCCCCGAACACUGGACUUUGGCCUCAACGUGAAGCUUUUCUGGGAGAAGUUUGUCCCCACAGACUGUCCCCCGGCCUUCUUUCCCCUGGCUGUCAUAUGCUGCAAACUGGAGCCCGAGAGCAGACCGGCGUUCUCAAAACUGGAGGACUACUUUGAGGCCCUCUCCCUGUACCUGGGGGAGCUGGGCAUCCCGCUGCCUGCAGAGCUGGAGGAGUUGGACCACACUGUGAGCGUGCAGUACGGCCUGAGCAGGGACUCGCCCCCCUAGCCCUGGCCCAGCCCCCUGCGGGGGGGCGUUCCACAGCCAGCAUUGCCCCCUCUGCGCCCUAUCCCUGCUGUGGGCAGGGCCAUCUGGGCUUCCUGUGGAUUGGCGGCUUGUUUAGACACAGAACAAGCCAUCCCUACUACCUCCCCAGGAGGCGAGCGGGCGCAGCACCAGGGAAAUGCAUCUCCACAAGUUUUGGGGCCUGGUUACUGUCUGUAAAUCCAACACUCGCCUGAAAGCUGUGAAGAAGACAAAAAAAGCCUGGCUCCUGGGCCAGGAAGAAGCUGUUACUCGUGACCACUGGGGAACUACCUGGCAGUGGGUUUCCAGGAGGCUCUUGCUUACACUAAUCAGCGUGACCUGGACCUGCUGGGCAGGAUUCCAGGGUGAACCUGCCCGUGGGCUCUGAAGUCCCUGGUCCAGCUGGGGACAGGAGGACUUCAAAUGGGAGUGUGGAUAAGAGAAAGACUGGUGGCCAGGUGGCGAUCCAAGGAUGUGAAAUGAAAGUGGUGCUACCCCCCUUCCACUCCAUGUCCCGCCCUCCCCUGGGGCAGGGGUUGAGGGAGUAGAUUUUGAAGAGUCCCUUAGUUUGUGGUGGAACCGGCCUGGAGUCGGGAAGGAAGGGUUGGGUUCUGUUCACCUCAGGCCACAUCUGUGUGAGGGGAACUUCCACCUAGUUCUCAAACUGUACUGCUAACGACUGGCUGAGAACGUCUGGGUGGCAUCCUCUCUGCCUGCAGUAAGAAGUCACCCACAGUGCAGGAAGAGGCUGGCGGAUGGAAAGAGGCUCUGCCCUCUAGAAAACCCGUAUCCUGCCUGCUGUCACUCAUACCCUGAUGGGCAUCUCAGUCAGAAGCCCGAGACACUUUCUAUAGCUAGAUGGGUUCUGGAGGACAGUGUGGCUUGUCAUGGACCCAGUGUGUGAGGCCGGAGGAGUGGGACUCUCAGCCAUCUCUUGGCUUUGCGGCAGCUACUGCUCACCCUUCAUGCCUGGUCCAGGUACCAACUUGGGCAGGAAGAGGUGGGGCCAGUCCCAGAGCUUAGAGACAGCUCCCUGAGCUGGGCCUUCUGGCUUCUACGUCCCUCGUUGGCUGGCCCAGCUCACUAGCUCCCGGCUGCAACCUCCUGAGCCACAGCCAUGGGUUGGAAAGCCCUGGGGGCAGCCUCCACCUUGGCUCCCACAGUUCCAGGGACUCAACACAAAUACUAGAUUUGCCUCCUCCUAAGUGUCUGUGUGCUUGCGCCAUAUUUAACAAAUUGCGGGUGGGUUUGGGAUAUUACUGCGAUGUGUGGUGGUUGUAUUGGGGGUGGGAGGGAGGAGGCGGGUGGGACUGAUCCAAAAGAGUGGUUGCUGUUAAUACUAUCUUGUUGUAUCUGUUGGGUGAUAUGUGAAAUACUGUUCAUAGACCUGAUGAGCUGUGGGAUUCGACGUCAUCUCUGGCUAUGCUGUAUAGACCAUACUUAUGUGUGAGUGUGCAAGCUCGUGGGGUUGAGCCCUGGGCUCCCAGCAGCAGCAAGGUCAGCAUUGUAUGGCUGGUUGUGCCUCAGCCGUCCCGCAAGCUUGGGAGUGGUGGGUCCAAGCCGGGCCAUUGAGCAGACCAAAUAAAUUAAGCAGUUAACAAAACUGGA
Rhinolophus ferrumequinum (greater horseshoe bat) is the source of this 3864-nucleotide messenger RNA. RefSeq names its product LIM domain kinase 2 (gene LIMK2). Gene Ontology annotation, molecular function: protein serine/threonine kinase activity; ATP binding; protein binding. Gene Ontology annotation, cellular component: cytoplasm; nucleus. Lineage: Eukaryota; Metazoa; Chordata; Mammalia; Chiroptera; Rhinolophidae. Gene Ontology annotation, biological process: actin cytoskeleton organization; protein phosphorylation. The transcript is spliced from 15 exons. The record is from RefSeq and is a predicted model, not a curated record. Bases 385 to 2238 code for a protein of 617 amino acids.